UUCAGCCUUCCUCUGUGACUCGUACUGUGCUUUUGCUGGAAGGGAAAGCUUCGGUUUUUUCUUCGUGGCUGUCAAUACAAAUGAUAUAGCCACGAUUCGCGGUAAUUUCCUUCGUAGAGCCAUUGUUGAAUGGUGAUUCGGGCUUAAUUAAUUGAUUCAAUUUUAGAGAUCGUCUGUUUUAUUAGUGUUUUAUUGGUGGCAACCAAAUUUUUCCGAUGCUACAAAACUAGAUUACUCAUGCAUAGAAAUUUUGGUUGUAUUUGCAAUCCACGAGUGAGUUGUUUCCUUAACCUUUUCACUACAGAAUCGAGGAAAUUGACAACAGACAAUAGAAUCGAAGUUUAAACAUGUCAGCACUCUUUAAUUUCCAUUCAUUCUUGACGGUCGUGUUGCUAGGCAUCUGUGCCUGUACGUACUUAAAGAUGCAUUUUCCUGCACUUCUUGAACAGAGAACUGGAUUUCGAGGGGUUUUCUGGAAAGCUGCUAGAAUAGGAGAGAGAUUGAGCCCUUGGGUGGCCAUUGGAUGCUUUGCAAUGGGGGUUUCAAUAAUCUUUUUCUGAAUCAAGAUCUUUGCACAGGCAGAAGAGGCACUUCUUUUCCAUCAUCAUCAGCUGCUGCUACCACUUUGCUUUCUUCAGCUUCAGAUUCUGAGCGCCAGUGAAGCGGAUAGCUCCUCAAGAAAACCCUCCUGGUGCUGUAGUCUUCAUAUCGGAAGCUUCGAGCCCUCAUCCUAUCUCCCUCCAUCCCGGUAUUUCUUUUCUGCCUCUGAAGAAACUCUGAGCAAGCUCUUAUAGGCGUGGCGUCGUGCACUAGGCAAACACUCUGUCGAAUGUGUGUUUACGCCGUAUCUUGGUUUAAAGACAAUAGGCUACGUUUAGAAAAUCACAGACUUUGUUUAUAUUAUCUGUGUUGUUAUCAUCUCCUUGUUUUGUUAUUUUCCUAGUUUGUUUAGACAAAAUGAAUAAAUAAAUCACGAAUAUUCUUGGGCAGGAAAUGUACAGAAUGGUGUACUCUGUCUCUAUGCUACUGCAUUCUCAAGGCUUA
Andrographis paniculata is the source of this 1044-nucleotide messenger RNA. RefSeq lists its product as uncharacterized. The transcript is spliced from 6 exons. NCBI's taxonomy places the organism in Eukaryota, Viridiplantae, Streptophyta, Magnoliopsida, Lamiales, Acanthaceae. The record is from RefSeq and is a predicted model, not a curated record. Gene Ontology annotation, biological process: protein secretion; intracellular transport. The coding region runs from base 348 to 560 and encodes 70 amino acids.